This is a messenger RNA of Paramecium octaurelia, 523 nucleotides long. The record is from the annotation of a GenBank genome assembly. Lineage: Eukaryota; Ciliophora; Oligohymenophorea; Peniculida; Parameciidae.
UUCUUUUUAGCAAUUAUUAAAAAAAUGUGUCAAAUGGAAGAGGAAUAUUGUAAUUUAGAGGAUGAAGGUGCUUAAGUUAGUUGUAGCAGAUCUCCAAAGUCAAAGAAAAUAAAAAAAAGUGAUUCUCUUUCCCCAAGAAAAAAUAUUGGACAUUGGACCAAGGAGGAGCAUGACAAAUAUUUAUAGUUUUUGGAAGAUCAUGCCCAUUUAAAGAAAAAUAACAAAAUCUUCAAACCAAUGUCAGAAAUCAUUGGAACUCGUUCUCCUAGUUAAUGCAGGUAAAUUAUUCAAUAAAUUUAGAUCUCACCAUCAAAAAUUUAAUCCUUAGUCACCCGAAGUUUAAAGAAAAUCUGUUAAAUUGAUUAAAAUAAACUAAGACACAAAAGUGCAAGCAUAAUUGUUUGAGGAAACAAAUGAAACGUUAGAGGAUGAAAAAUAAAUAAAAAAUAAUGUACGAUUAGUAUUGUAUGAUGAUGAAUUAGCCUAAGAUGAAAAUGAAUUUAAUUUAGAUGACUUUAUGUGA